Messenger RNA from Cryptosporidium muris RN66, 1638 nucleotides. RefSeq lists its product as uncharacterized. Bases 1 to 1638 code for a protein of 545 amino acids. NCBI's taxonomy places the organism in Eukaryota, Apicomplexa, Conoidasida, Eucoccidiorida, Cryptosporidiidae. The record is from RefSeq and is a predicted model, not a curated record. The transcript has a single exon.
AUGAGAUAUAUGAUACGAAAUAAAUUUUUAAUAUUAAUUUGUCUACAGUUAGUUUUAUACUUUACGAUAUUACAUUAUAAAGUUUGUUGGUUAAUUACCAAUAAUAAAUAUGAAUUCAAUAAUUUAUCUUUACUUGGGACUAUAAGGAGGGAGUAUAACCUUGUAGAAUCUGCAAGAUAUAAUGAAGAAUUAUUAAAUGAUAAGAUACUGGAGAUAAGAUCUAAUAUUGAGAUUUUAUUGAAGUUGAUAACAUCUUUAAAAAAUAAUAUCAAAGUCGAUUUUAGAGAAGUACAAAAUUUAGUAGGGGAAGAUCUUAGUAAUAUGAAAUUUGAAAUUCCAAAUAUUUUAGAUAUACUAACAGCUCAAAGACUUGAAUUAAUAAAUUUACAAAUAAAGAAAAUAAAUAUGAUUACAUCUAGAUUAUUAGUAUAUUGGCAUGCAGAAUAUAAUGUGGGUUUUGAUAUUGAAUCAAGUGAGUCACUUGAUAUGUCAUUUUUAGAUAUGAUUGGAUUGGGUGAUGAAAGUAUAUGGGAUACAUCUUCUUUAGGUGGGAAAGUUUCGGGAGCAAUUGAUCAUGGGGUUGAUAUAUAUGACGAAUCUGUGGAUAGGCUAAUAAGUAAGCUUGAGUUAUACCGAUAUAUUAUGGUUUAUAAUUAUGUAAGAAUUUUGGGUGUUAUAUUCCGUAAGCCUUUAGAUUAUGAGAAGAUAAUCCGCAAGUGCUAUGCGACUUUUAAAGCUAUUAAGGAACAAAUAAGUGAGAUUAGAGAUUCUAUAUCUUUAAUAUUACAACAAGAUCUACCUAGUGAACCAACUUUACCAGAACCAAUAGCACCUCCUUCAUAUUUAGAUAUCAGGAAGUACUGUAGUGCAGAAUCAUACAAUGAUUUAGUUGCCCGUAUAGAUUUUUUUAGAGAGGUACAAGAUAAUUAUAAACAUGCUAUUGAUAAUAUUAAAAUAGAGAGAUGUAUAAAUCAUGAACUAAGAGGUUGUUCAUCAUGUGAAUCCAGGAAGUAUCGUAUUUUAUUAUGCGAAUGGUCUAUUCAUGAUUUAGAGAUUGAUAUCAAGAGGUUGGAAGGUAACUUGUCAAUUUGUUUCAAUAUAUUAAAUAAACGUCAUGAAGAAACUAGUAAACAAGUGAAUUUAGAUGUGUAUAGUGAAUUGAAAAAAGAUAUAAGUUUUGAUUCCACGUUAGAAUCAGAAACUCCAUUAUCUUAUUCUCCAGAUAAUCACAAUUCAUAUAGUUUAGACGAGAAGCCCAAUUCUAAUAAUAGAGUUGCUAAGAAAAGAUGGAAGAAAUUAAUGUUGGUAAUUAAAUUUAUUAAUUUGUUAAAGGAAAUAGUUUAUUUAUCUUUAAAAGAACCUUUUAUGAAAGUAACUAAGGGGAUUGAGGGGAUUUCUACAAAUGUUAAGAAUAAAAAUAGUAAGUUUCAUAGGUUAGGUAAUAAAGUCAUUAUUAAUAAAAUAAAUCAGGAGUUUCCAAUACCAAAUUUUAAGAUUUCACAUGGAGGUGAUGAUAAGAUUAGGAAAUCUUCUUUGAAUUUUUGUAAUUCACUAAGCACAACAAAAUAUAAAAAUAAUCAGAGUAAGUAUACUCAUUCAAAUAGUAAAGUUAACAAUUCUAAUAAGAAGAAUACAUAA